Leguminivora glycinivorella is the source of this 5521-nucleotide messenger RNA. RefSeq names its product E3 ubiquitin-protein ligase MARCHF5. Gene Ontology annotation, molecular function: zinc ion binding. Lineage: Eukaryota; Metazoa; Arthropoda; Insecta; Lepidoptera; Tortricidae. The record is from RefSeq and is a predicted model, not a curated record. Bases 218 to 1207 code for a protein of 329 amino acids. The transcript has 4 exons.
UUACUGACAUUCACUGACGUGACGUUGUUGAAAUCUACAAUCCAACUCGUGCAAAGGACAUUACCUUCCGUCAGACGCUUGACAAAAAUAUUUUUAUCGUUCCAUGGGAAAAUAUUGCCGUUUGUUUCGUUAUACAGUGUCUCAAUUGCGUAUCUCGCGGCGCAAUAAACUCGGUCUUUAGUUAACUAAAUUGUUUAUUUGUAAAGACGCAUUAACAAUGUCUGUAGGUGUAGAGGAGAAAUCUGCUUCGGAAGCGCGUAGUGCUAGUGCGAAUUCGUUGGUGGUACACGGAGAUGAUGAAAACGCGAAGACUUGCUGGGUGUGCUUUGCGACAGAGGCAGACGAUCGGCUGGCGGCGUGGGUUCAACCUUGCAAGUGCAAAGGAACUACGAAAUGGGUUCAUCAGAGCUGCCUCCAGCGGUGGGUUGACGAGAAACAGCGCGGCAACAUCACCAGAAAAGUCCUCUGUCCUCAGUGCAAAGCGGAGUACAUAGUCGUGUUCCCUUCAAUGGGGGCUUUUGUGGCACUAUUAGACGCUAUGGAGGAGAUUACACACAAAAUCUGCCCCUUUAUAGCGGGGGGAGUGUUGUUAGGAUCGAUAUACUGGAUCGCUAUCACUUAUGGAGCCGUCACUGUUAUGCAGGUGGUCGGUCACCGCGAAGGCCUAGAGAUGAUGGAGUCAGCCGACCCCCUAGUCCUGCUGGUGUUGCUGCCGACGAUACCCGUGACGCUGAUCAGCGCCAAGAUGUACAACUGGGAGGACUCUGUUCUCUUGUUCCUGAGGAAGUACUGCGCCAAGAUACCGGCGCUGUCCUACAUACUGCCGUUUGGGAACGUGGAAGGCGACCGAGGGGCCAUCGUUUCCGGCCCAUCGAACCCGGCCAACGCAAAUUCUGGCUCCCACCUUUCCCCCACCAGAAUAUUUUGCUCCGCCCUCCUCUUACCCACCAUUUCCACCAUCAUCGGCAAAAUAUUCUUCCGAUCUAUACACAACAACCUCCACAGAACAAUACUAGGAGGUUUGACUUAUAUAACUAUCAAAGGCGCUCUCAAAAUCUACCACAAACAGAUGUUAUACAUCAGGCACUCUAGCAGAAAAAUCUUAGAUUACACAGAAACGAAUUUAAAACUGUACAGGAUGAUCACAACGGCACCUAGCGGAGACACAGUAUCAACUUCGAGGGACGAGUCAGAACAGGUUAUAUAAAAUAUAAUUUAGUAUAUGAUGAGUUCAUUUAUGAUACCUCUUUUAUAUGGUUUAGAUCUCGGAACCGUAUUUGUAAGUGCGUAGAUUUAUUGAAAAUGUUAAAGCGCCGAGAGUAUAGCGUUUUAUGAGUACUUUUCGUACUAAGUUAUAGACGGUGUUAUCCCCGAUGAACUAGUGUACGCUAGAUCUUUGAUAAUGCUAAGACGAUUAGGUGUCUUGAACACGCAAUAUUUUGUCUAUAUCUUAAACCCAUCUAUGUAGUUUGGGUCGUUUUUGACUCACCAUCGGAGUUUUUAUCGCACAUUUAAACGUUAAGCCCCCUGUUCACGGUAGAUAUAUCUGUACGAUCCGUCGCAACAGUUUAAUCGAAACGACCGAUCGACAGUGUAUGUCAACAUCGUUAACGAUUUACUUGAUCGCAUACGAUAACGCAAAUCGCAACAAAAUCCCGUGCGAUCGAAAGUGUGUGGCUCCUUGCGACCACCGAUUCUAUUUUUGUCUCAUACUUACCUACUGAUUUUAUUAUUCCGUCUCGUGUGAGUAACGGGGGCGGGGUGGGAGGGAUCGUUUACGAUCGCCUGGCGCUUUUGAUGCGACCGAUUGUUCACGAUAUCUGUCCGAUCGGUCGAAGCGAUGAAUCGUACCGUGGAUGUGGGGCUUUAGGAAGGUAUGGAGUCUAUAUUAGUUAUUCAUACUGUAUAUCUCGCUAACGUGAUACCUUGCUAUAAAAACUCCGAUGCCUUUAUUCCUUAUGACUACUCAUAAAGUGAGUUCCAAAUGUUCCAAUUAAAAACUAUUUCUUGGGUCAAAAUUCUUAUAAAUGACGCUAACUACAGGAUUAUUUAGUAACAUAAAACAUAACUAACCCAUGGAGUGACUUUAAUUUUAUACCAAACUUAUAUAAACAAAUAACGUGUUAGUAUGAAGUGGCAAUUCGCUAGCACGGCUGGCGCUGCCCCCAUUUUGUCGGCGUAUCCAUAUUAAAUUGUAGUGUCAAAUUAGUUCCAACGGCCGCCGCUAGCAUUAAUGUUGGACAUGCCCAUAAGAUGACGUGUAGUUAUGGCAUCAGCGCCACUCUGUCAUGCAAGUUGCCAAUAAAAAAAUAUCUUUUUUGUAAUUUUAAGGUUAUCAAGAAUAAUUGUAAAAAGUCAGUUAUAAAGGAUAAAUUGUUGGUUGAUAUAAAUUUUUGAGAGUAAGUGUCUGAAGUGUGGCAUUUUAUAAAUUGUUUAGGCUAGUAGCACAUAUGCGUCUAUAUAAUAAAAACAGACGGACAGACAGACGCACGAGUGAUCCUAUAGGGGUUCCGUUUUUCCAUUUUGAGGUAGGGAACCCUGAAAUUGCUAGAUGUCCAGUUGCUUUUAAUAUGUGGAUGGUAAUUUUGUGCUGUUUGACUCACUUAAGUCGAUAUGCCAAACUAUAGCUAAACAGCUAUAUUUACUAUUUUACUAAAUAUGUAAAAUCUGGUCAGUCACUUAAAAUUGUCGAAGAUCCCUCGACAUGUUUAGCUCCGUAACGAGGAGCAUUUUCAUUGAGCUCGCGCGAUGCAGAUCUUCGACGAUUUUACAUGUAUAAUAUGUAAGUGUCUCACGGUAGUCUUGUUAUUAAAAUUUACGAUUUUGUUUUAAUGUUUUCGAGUUAUCAAAACUUAUUUCAAUAUAAUAAGGUCUACGAUCACUCACUCAUUAAGAAUGUCGUCCAUUGACCCGACUGUUCCUAUCUCUGUCGCACGCGCGUAAUGAUAUUUGUGUCUCUCGCACAGCGGUAUUGGAUAGGAACGUGACAAGACAAUUUCGUUAAUUCGUACAUUGACCAAUGUACGAAUUAACGAAAUUUUUUCGUGCUUUGCAUACUUGCAAGAUUUCGUGAAAAGCAGCCAAAUUUUUGUUACACCUGAAUCGGGAAUUUAUUUGUUCAGCAGCAGCAAACGAUGUGCAGUGCAAUGAAAAUAGAAAUAAAAUAAAAAUAAUGGAACUAGAGAUUUUCCGUACAAUUAUUUUUGCCAUUUUUAAGCGUUUUUUUUUUCAUAAAAAAACUGACAAUUAGAAAGAAUGUGGGCACAUUUCUACCAUUUACGUCGCACAGUAAAUUCUUAUUAACGAUAACCAUGAUUAUUAUUAGACCAAUGUCCAAUGUGUUAGAAUUAUUGCAAUAAACCAAACAUAGAUAUAAAUUAAAUAGAUUGAGACAGGUUAAAUGUUCCGCUUAGAUAUAUAUGGUGAUACAAAGUCCUGGAUAUAUACGAUUGAGUGCCUUGCAAUGAAUCGAAGUAGGGCAGGUUAUGUACAAAAUGUACAUAGUUUAUUACAUAACUAUUUUAUUUGAGAUCUUAUUGUAUGUAAAUUGAUGAUAUUCUACAUGAAAAAUUCAAUAAAUGUUUUUUUCUCUUUUCAAUGAAUUAAAAGUAUUAAAACGCAUUUUGCGGUAACUUUUAGUUACGUAAAUUACUUAAAUGUAAAUUAGAUCGUUUAUACUUUAAAUUGAAUAAAUAUUUUUUCGUUUUAAUUAGAUCUUGAAUGAAAUAGAAAAUAUAGUAAAUAGAUUUUUCAUCUAUUAUUCCAAGCAAAAAUAACUUUGUUUAAUGAUUUACUGCCUAUUAAAUACUUUUUAAUGUGUAAUGUACUUGUAAAUAUUUAAUAGCGUACUUUUCUCUUAUAAUUAUUUCUUAAAUCGAAGACUAUGUUUUUGGGUUUUAUUUCUGUAUAUAAAAUGCUAGUUGGUCAAAAUAUUGAACUUGACAUAUCCCAAAAAUUCAAAUAGAAUCUAAAAUAAAUAUGACCUCCUCUUAGGUGCUAUGUAGCUAGAAAUUGAUAAAAACAUACUGAUGUAGAGACACACAUUUCUGUUUUAUUAAACGUCUAAAAUCAAUUAUAAACUGUAGUAUGUAAUUAUUAGAAACCUGUUAAUACCUACAAUCUUGCCAAUCGGGUAGCUUUUGUAUGAUACGAUAUACUCGGAAGUGAAUUUCCAUGCUUGACACUCUAAGACUUACCAAAAGUUUUGACUGUAUUGUAUGUGUAAACGUUUAUUAGCUAAUUCAGGUUUAAGGGCAUUUUCAGAAUUUGGGACCCCCCAAUUAGCGAAAGUUGUUAAAAAAAUUACUCACUGUCAGUUUUGUGACGAUAAUUAAGCAUGAAAUUUCAAUAAAAGUUUUUGUGUUAAUUACAUAAACUUUAAGCGAGAAUCUACAUUCAUAAUGUGAAAAAAGUAAAUUUUUAGACAGAUUUUAUGCUUCAUUGUCGUCCCAAAACUGACAGAGAGUUAAUUUUUGUUAACAACUUUUGCUAAUUGGAGGGGACCUAAAUUCUAAAAAUGCCCUUAAAAAGAGUUUAUGAAUAACGCCAUAGGAGUAUUGGUGCUUAGAAUUUGACAGCUGAUAAUGAUGGACCUGUACAAGAAAAGGGACAUCGUCGUAUGAGCGCAUUCUAAUAGGUAGUACUGCCGCCAUCAGAAGAAUCUGCGGGCGCAGCACACUAGUGUGAUAAACUUUAUCGCAUUUGUGCGUCCCUAUCGCACUUACAAAUAGUGCAAAAACGGUUUGACGUUAUAACGUUCAUCACUCGAUCGUUCUUGCCUGCCUGAUCGCGCACCUUAUCGCCUUGACAAUAGAGGCGUGUUCACAUAUUAUGAGCACCUCUGGUGGUCCGAUAUAUCUGAUGACGACUGUACAGUCAACCAAUUAGAACCCUAGGCCACUCUACAACCAUGUCAAAAUAAAAAGCAGUAAGAGAUUUCUUACAACCUGAUUUAUAACGUCACUAUGACAUAGUUCUACAGUGACCUAGGGUUCAAAUUGGUUGACUGUACAAGUGACACUGUGACUCAAGAAGUAAGUUCCUUCUAAAAUUGAACAAGCAUGGAAACGUACGAUACAUGUAUGUAAUACUCUUUACCAAAUUACAAGUUAGCUUGUAUCUUGUAGGUGGGUUUUUGUUCUUAUUUGAUGUAACAGUCAAGUCAGUAGAGUAUUUUAAUGCGUUAUAUCUUAAUGAAAUAAUUUAUGAUGCAACUUUCGACCAUUUCACCGCCCGUAGUAAAAGAAGGGGAGUAGAUCAAAUGAAAGAUAUUGUAUCUAAGUGUGUACUAAUUGGUCUCAAAAGUGAUACCUAACAGAUACAAUUGAUUUACUUUCCUAAUUUCACUAUGAUGUUCUUUGUCAUUCAAUGAAAUGUUAAAAAGUGGUUCGAAUCGCCUAGUUUUGCUAGAUUACUUAUAUUAUAAUUUCUAAUGUGACAAGUUUGUAAAUACAACGCUUCUUAUAAUAUUUUGUCUAUUCUGUACAUUUUAAACCAAUUAUAAAUAUUUUAUUGAGUCUCA